Molecule: messenger RNA, 381 nt
Organism: Uloborus diversus
Lineage: Eukaryota; Metazoa; Arthropoda; Arachnida; Araneae; Uloboridae
Product: tubulin beta-2A chain-like
Exons: 3
Coding region: 1-381 (126 amino acids)
Biological process (GO): microtubule cytoskeleton organization; mitotic cell cycle
Cellular component (GO): cytoplasm; microtubule
Molecular function (GO): structural constituent of cytoskeleton; GTP binding; GTPase activity
Source: RefSeq, a predicted model, not a curated record
AUGGCGGCUGAAAGAGGUAACAAAUAUGUACCAAGAGCGAUUCUCUUGGAUUUAGAACCUGGUACAAUGGACUCUGUUCGUUCUGGACCUUUUGGUCAACUAUUUAGACCAGAUAACUUUAUAUUUGGUCAGAGUGGAGCUGGCAAUAAUUGGGCCAAAGGUCAUUACACGGAAGGAGCUGAAUUGGUCGAUACAGUCCUGGACGUAGUUCGUAAGGAAGCUGAAAACUGUGAUUGUCUGCAAGGUUUCCAACUUGCUCAUUCUUUGGGUGGUGGUACUGGAUCUGGAAUGGGGACCUUACUUAUUUCAAAGAUCCGAGAAGAGUUUCCUGAUCGAAUCAUGAAUACUUUCAGUGUGAUGCCAUCUCCAAAAGUAAGAUAA